CCUCCCUCAGUGUGUGUGUGUUUGUGUGUGUGGACUGACACAGAGCAGACAGUCCUGCUGUUAACUGCUUUGACUCAUUUAUCAAGAGCAGCGAAUACGUGCCACUGAGCCAUUCUUCAUCACUUUUCACCAGUUUUGGAUGUGUGUUUUCUAAGAUAAGAGUUGACCGAAGAAGAAAUUUGGCGGAAACCAUGGCUACAGAGGGAGACAGACAAUCUGUUUUGCGCACAACAAAGGUUCGUACUGCACUGAAAGGAGACAGCAGCUGGAUCAGUAGAGGUCAGUCUGGACCAGUAGAGGAAGAGGAGGAUGAAAAGCCGUGGGUUGCAGAGGUGCGUGCAGGUCGACUCAACAGCGACUUCAGUGAGCCUGCAGCUGACAACACACCUCCCAAACGAGACCCUCCAACUUCACCGAGGACAGACGGUUCUAAUUCAGCUGGAUACCUGAUCAGGGGUGUUUUCACAAAGACCGACAACAAGCCAGCUGCAUCGUCCACUAACGGCUACAUUGGAACAUCUGGCUACACCAAAAAGGCCUCUGAUGGAUAUAAGAAAAUAGCUCCUCACACCAUUCGCACGAGCGUGGAGAAAGCAGAUCCACCGGAGCCAUCACUCAGUGCAGAAGAACAGGAGAAGAGGACAGAGGCAGCCAGCAAAAUACUAGACAGCUCAGCAAGAAAACAGAGAUCAUAUGUGCUGUCAGCUGCAAAGAAAUAUGAGUCAAGUCCUGGGAAGGACAGCUCUGACUCGCCAGCCGCAGCUUUUAUUGCUAAAAGGGUAGUUAUUAGUGACGACGAUGACGCUGGCUCCACCCUGGUAUCUUUUCAAAAACAGAGCGUGGAAAUGAGUGUGGAUGAGCCGAUACCACCAGAAUCCUCAGCUGCGAAACCUGAAUUGAAACCAACAGUCAAACCCCAGCCCACACCUAGACAAAGUAACACCCUUAACGCUCUCUCUGACACCCUCCUGUUCACCCCAGAAUCCACCAGCAAGAAGCAAGUCACAUCUCCUGUUCCAGAGACACAAAACGUCUCCAAACCCAAGCCCAGUUCUACAACAAGCGUGAAUGAGAAGAUUACUCAGGCCACUUCAGUUGCUCCAGUUGCUACUUUAAAGAACUCUGAAACAACUAAACCCAAGCCAGAUCCCACUCCUAAACCAAGUAUCCCAACACCAAAGCCAGUGGAGAAGACCGGUGCCAUGAAUGAUAAAGAUCUUCUGGAUCUGGCUGGGAGCACUGCACAGAAUUUGGUGGACCCCGUCCCCACCUCCACUGACCUGCUCUCCGGAGACUCUCUACCCAAAACAAAGAAGACUACAGGAUCUCUGGAUCUGCUUGCGGUUGAUAUCAUCCCCAUUGACACCAACACUGACAAACUAAGCUCUGAUAAAACAACUACCAAAAUUGUGAAUACUCAAACUGUGGUGCAGACCAAAAAGGAUGUAAAGAGCACUCUACAGAAGUCAGUGGAUCCCGUCCCCCCCACCACCACUGACCUACUGACAGGAGGUUCUUUACCCAAAACAAAGAAGACUACCGAAUCUCUGGACCUGCUGGCUUAUGACGUCAUCCCCAUCGACACCAACAAGGACAAACUCAGCACAGACAAAACACAGAGCACAGUGAAGACAGUGACAAGUGUGGUACAGACAAAGACGACGGAGAAGGGCUCUGCUGAUCCAUUCGAUCCGAUUCCGAUAGUGAAAGAGUCCACAAAGAGCUCUGUAGAGCUCUUUGAUCCUCUUCUGUCCGACAGCAAUAAGGACCCAAAACAGACGGUUUCGGUCACAUUCGAGCAGAAGUCCUCUAAAUCUAGCUCGCCAUGGGACAAAUGGUCAGUUCCAACUAUAGACAGCGCAAUAGAGGACAGUUUAGCCAGACCAGAAGAAAGGGAGCUGGACACAGAAGCUAAAAAGAAUUUAGUCUACAUCAAAUCAUAUAUGAACUCUGAUCCCUCCGGGUAUGGCGCUAGCAGAUACGACAGCGACUAUGUGACCUCGAGCACCAGCAGUUAUGCAUACAGCAGCCCCUCCAGCACUGCGAAUAUGACUGCCUGCACGUACUGUGGUAGUCUCGUAGGAAAUGACUCCAAGAUCACCAUUGACCAUCUCAACAUCUCCUGCCACCCCGAAUGCUUCAAGUGUGGUGUGUGCAGCAAGCCGAUGGGUGAUUUCAUCCACAGCAUGUUUUUGCACCGUGGGACGGUCCUGUGUGAGAACUGUUACUCUAACGUGAUUUAAGGCCAGGUUGUAUCGAUGUGCUUUCUGUUUGGUUACUUUGGUGAACAUUAAUAACCACCAUAACUCCUGAGACUGUUUCAUUUCUAAGAUGAUCUCUUUGUCCUUUUUUUUUUUUU
Molecule: messenger RNA, 2359 nt
Organism: Hemibagrus wyckioides
Lineage: Eukaryota; Metazoa; Chordata; Actinopteri; Siluriformes; Bagridae
Gene: znf185
Product: zinc finger protein 185 with LIM domain
Exons: 31
Coding region: 192-2243 (683 amino acids)
Source: RefSeq, a predicted model, not a curated record